Rhododendron vialii is the source of this 3469-nucleotide messenger RNA. RefSeq lists its product as uncharacterized. Bases 178 to 3261 code for a protein of 1027 amino acids. Lineage: Eukaryota; Viridiplantae; Streptophyta; Magnoliopsida; Ericales; Ericaceae. The record is from RefSeq and is a predicted model, not a curated record. Gene Ontology annotation, molecular function: glycosyltransferase activity. The transcript is spliced from 14 exons.
GCUUCUUGCACUCUUUAUUACUCACAGGCCGCGUGUUGAACUCUUUUAUUGCCAACUAAACACUGAAAAACAAUCGCACAUAAGGGGGGAAAAAGUCCAAUCGCAUCCUCUCAAUCUCAAUUUCCACAUAUAUAUAUUUUUCUAUAUUUCUUGGGUGAGUAUUUGAUGGGUCUGUAAAUGGGUUCCCUUGAAACUGGUCUUUCUCUAAAGAGAGACGAAAGCAGGAUUGAGAGGCACCCAUUUGGUCAAAAACCCAGAUCAAGAUUUAUGAAAUUCGUUUUGUUCAAGAAAAUUGGAUACCUGCAAUGGGUUUGCACGGUAGCCGUGUUUUUCUUCUUCGUGGUUAUUUUCCAGAUGUUCUUGCCCGGUUUAGUGAUGGAGAAGUCAGAGAAUUCUUGGAAGGGAAGAGAGGUGGAUUCUGGGGAUUCGAUGGUGUGGAAGGAGUUUGGGAGGUUGGAUUUUGGAGAAGGUGUUAAGUUUGAGCCACUGAAUCUUUUGGGUAAAUUUCGAAAAGAGUCUAGAGAGGUCAAUUUGUCUUCUGUUGGUCGGAGUGGAGUUGGAUUUGGGUAUAGAAAGCCCCAGCUUGCUUUGGUUUUUGCAGAUCUGUUAUUUGAUCCACAGCAGAUACUGAUGGCUACUGUUGCUGUUGCUUUUCGGGAAAUUGGGUAUCAAAUUACGGUUUACUCACUUGAAGAUGGUCCUGUACUUGCAGUUUGGAAAAAUAUUGGAGUUCCGGUCACUCUUAUCAAAACCCGUGAGAAAAAAGACGUCGUUGUAGACUGGCUAAACUAUGAUGGCAUAAUUGUGAGCUCCGUUGAAGCGAGGGAAGUCUUUUCUAGUCUUCUGCAGGAACCUUUCAAGUCAGUACCUGUUAUAUGGACCAUCCAUGAAAGAACACUUGGUUUUCGUUUGAGACAAUAUGUGUCAAGUGGCCAAGUUGAGCUUGUAAACGAUUGGAAGAAAUUCAUCAAUCGUGCUACUGUUGUGGUCUUCCCAAGCUAUGCCCUCCCGAUGCUAUACUCUGAAUGUGAUUCUGGAAACUACUAUGUCAUUCCGGGUUCUCCAGUUGAAGCAUGGGAAGCAGACCACUUUAAGGUAACUGACAAGGAUAAUCUUCGUGUCAAAAUGGAUUAUGGGCCUGACGACUUUGUUAUUGUCAUAGUGGGAAGUCAAUUCUUGUACAGAGGUUUGUGGCUGGAGCAUGCCUUUGUUUUAAGGGCUUUGUUACCCCUUAUUGAAGACCUCUCUUCUAAUCAUCCAAGUUCACUUCUUAAAAUCAUUCUCUUAAGUGGGGGUUUGACAAGCAAUUACAGUGUGGCUGUGGAGGCCAUUACUCAAAACCUAAGAUACCCCAAGAACACUGUGAGACAUUUUUCUGGUACUGAAGAUGCAAAAGCUGUUUUAAGUGUUGCUGAUCUUGUGAUAUAUGGAUCCUUUCUUGAAGAGCAAGCUUUUCCGGACAUUUUGAUAAAAGCCAUGUGCUUUGGGAAGCCAAUCAUAGCCCCAGAUAUAUCCAUGAUCAGGAAAUACGUUGAUGACAGGGUCAAUGGUUAUCUAUUUCCAAAGGGGAAUUUGAAGGUUCUUACUCAGAUACUAUUGCAAGUGGUAUCUCAGGGGAAGUUAUCACCUCUAGCUUGCAAUAUCGCAUCAAUUGGUGAGCGCACUGCUAAAAACCUUAUGGUUUCUGAAACCGUGGAAGGGUAUGCUUCUCUUGUCGAAUAUAUUCUCAAGCUCCCAUCAGAAGCUGUACCUUCCAAGGCUGUUUCUGAAAUCCCUAGAAAGCUAAAAGAGGAAUGGCAAUGGCAAUUAUUUGAGUCCAUAUUAGAUUCCGCAAAUUUAAAUGGAAGUUCAAAAAGCCACAAAUUUUUAGAGGAGAUUGAGAAGCAGUGGAAUGGUACUCGAACAGAAAGUUCUGGAGCCGUGACCAUUACAAAUGAAACAUUUGUAUAUAGCAUAUGGGAAGAAGAAAAGAAUAUUGAGAUGGCUAGUGCAAGGAAGAGAAGAGAAGAAGAGGAGUUGAAGGACAGAACUGAUCAACCUCGGGGAACAUGGGAGGAUGUGUAUCGAAGUGCCAAAAGGGCUGAUCGGUAUAAGAAUGAUCUGCAUGAAAGGGAUGAUGGAGAGCUUGAAAGGUCUGGCCAACCAUUAUGCAUCUAUGAACCUUACUUUGGUGAGGGAACCUGGCCUUUUUUGCACCGUACUUCACUCUAUCGUGGACUUGGGCUGUCCACCAAAGGUCGAAGGCCCCGGACAGAUGAUAUUGAUGCACCUUCUCGUCUUCCACUGCUUAACAACCCUUAUUACCGAGAUGCCCUUGUUGAAUAUGGAGCCUUUUUUGCUAUAGCUAACCGUGUUGACCGCAUUCACAAAAAUGCUUGGAUAGGGUUCCAGUCCUGGAGAGCAACAGCGAGGAAGGAAUCUUUGUCUAAGACUGCUGAAACUGCAUUAGUGGAUGCUAUCCAAUCGCAAAGGCAUGGUGACACACUAUACUUCUGGAUUCGUAUGGAUACAGAUCCAAGAAACCCAUUGCAACAAGAUUUUUGGACAUUCUGUGAUGCUAUAAAUGCUGGACAUUGCAAAUUUGCCUUUUCAGAGGCUCUUAAGAAGAUGUAUGGCAUAAAUCAUAAUUGGACUUCUCUUCCUCCUAUGCCCAUUGAUGGGGACACAUGGUCUGUUAUGCAUAGCUGGGUUUUACCCACCAGGUCCUUCUUGGAGUUUGUAAUGUUUUCCAGAAUGUUCGUAGAUGCAUUGGAUACACAAUUCUAUGAUGACAAUCAAAGUGGUCAUUGUUGUCUUAGUUUAUACAAGGACAAGCAUUGCUACUCCCGGUUGCUUGAGCUUCUCAUAAAUGUAUGGGCGUACCAUAGUGCGAGGAAGAUGGUGUAUGUGAAUCCAGACACUGGAUUAAUGAGGGAACACCACAAAUUAAAGAAUAGGAGAGGCCAAAUGUGGGUCAAAUGGUUUUCAUAUGCAACCGUAAAGGGCAUGGAUGAGGAUUUGGCUGAGGAGUUGGAUUCUGAUCACCCACAAAAGCGGAGGUUGUGGCCAUCAACGGGUGAAGUCUUUUGGCAAGGUAUGUACGAAAAGGAGAGAACCCAAAGAAAUAGAGAUAAAGAGAAGAGGAAAAAACAAAGCAAGGAUAAGAUAUCGAGAAUAAGAAGUCGGCAUCACCAAAAAACAAUAGGAAAGUAUGUGAAGCCUCUACCGGAGGCCAUGGAAGUCUCAAAUUCAACUGUGGUUGUUGCCAGGCUUUUGAGAUAGCACUUGUUAUGGGGGAAAAGUAGGCUAAUUUGAUGAGUCAAUUCUUUAUAGGAAUUUACCUUUUAACAUUUUUUUUGUCAUUUCCGCCGGGCAGGAUGCAUACGUAUGUAAGUUGUGUAACAAGUAUGUGAGGAUUUGUGUGUAACAGUAGCAUCAAAUGAAAAAGGUUGCAUAUCAGUGCUUCAAAUGUAAAGUUGUUAUUUCCUUC